Messenger RNA from Diutina rugosa, 1425 nucleotides. RefSeq names its product RNA-binding GTPase. Gene Ontology annotation, cellular component: nucleolus. Bases 1 to 1425 code for a protein of 474 amino acids. The record is from RefSeq and is a predicted model, not a curated record. The transcript has a single exon. Gene Ontology annotation, molecular function: GTP binding. Lineage: Eukaryota; Fungi; Ascomycota; Pichiomycetes; Serinales; Debaryomycetaceae.
AUGAGAGUGAAGAAGCCUACUCUGAAGCGGGUGACCACCCGGAUGAGGGAGGGGAUUAAGAAGAAGGCGGCAGCCCACGUGCGGAAGCAGCGGAAGCUUGCGAAGAAGGAUCCCACGUGGAAGCUGAGAAAGCCUAAGGACCCUGGUAUCCCGGCGCUGUUCCCGUUCAAGGACAAGAUCUUGCAAGAGAUCGAGCAAGGGCGACAAGCGGAGGCGGAGCGGAAAGAGCGUAACCGUCUAUUGAGAGCUCAGGCGCAAGCCGGUGCCGGUGGCGACGCCGAUAUGAUGGAAGUCAGCGAUGAAGAAGAUGAUGGUGCCGGCGGGCUUGCGGCGCUUUUGGAAAGUGCUCAACAGGCGGCGAAGGAGUACGAUGGUGCUAGCGAUGACGAUGACGACGCCGCCAUGGACGUGGAGGUGGUCGAGCAAGAAGUGGAGUUGCCCGACGAGUCACCAGCGCUGGACAAGUCGCGCAAGGCCUACGACAAGAUUUUCAAGGCGGUGGUGGAGGCGGCCGACGUGGUGGUGUACGUGUUGGACGCCCGCGACCCCGAGCUGACGCGGCUGAGAAAAGUGGAGCAGGCGGUGUUGCUGCUGGCGAACAAGGCGCUUUUGUUGGUGUUGAACAAGGCGGACUUGGUUCCGGAAAACAACUUAAACCAGUGGCUCAACGUGUUGCGCCUGCAGUAUCCCACGAUCGCCAUCAAGGCCCUGGGGCUGGGCCCCGUGGCCAAGGAGUACCAGCCGCUGAGGCUUUUGGAAGCGUUGAAAAAGUAUGGUGCUAACCGCAAACGGCUGCUUGUGGUGGGGGUGAUUGGCUACCCUAACGUCGGUAAGUCGCUGGUGAUCAAUGCUCUUACUGGCGCCCACGGCUCGAAAGGCAGAGCCGCCUGUCCCACCGGUAACUUGGCCGGGGUCACCACCAGUUUGCGCGAAGUGAAAGUCGACCAGACGCUCAAAGUGGUCGACCUGCCGGGUAUCGUGUUCCCCGAUAAGCUGCUGGAGCUGAUGACGAACCAGUUGGCGGUGCUUUCGGCGAUCCCCCCCAAGUUGAUCACUGACCCUCAAGGGGCGGUGAAGCUCCUCGUGAAGAAGUUUUCUAAGGACGACGACAUGGCUCGCGGCAUGCGUGAGUACUAUGGCAUCCCCCCGCUCGCGCUGGCGACCAUUGACGACUUUGUUAAAGUGUUUUUGAUCCAGGUGGCGAGACUGAGAGGGCGUCUUAAUAAGUUUGGCGUGCCCAACAUGGACCUGGCGGCGCUCCAGGUGCUCCACGACUGGCGCGACGGGCGGAUCCGCGGUUGGACUCCGGCGCCGGCGAUGGAGCUGGUGCCGGCGAAGGCGAAGGAAGGGCCCAAGACCGUCGAGGAAAAACAAAUCGUCACCGAGUGGGCGGCGGCGUUCGACUUGGACGGGUUGUUAGCAUAG